GCCAUAUUAUCGAGGAAACGGUUCGGUCCGCAGGAGCCCUUAGUUACGGGCAAGAAUAAGGGGGAGGCGUUUGAAACAUCACCAUCAACAAAUCAAACCUCGAUCUUUUUAUUCGUAAGUUUUAAAUCCACGCUGUCACAGGCCAGCGAAGCAGCUGGCCCAAACGGUUUUUGAAUUUUUUUCCCGUUAUUGAUCUGAAGGCCAAAGCGGCUGCCAUGGAUUUUUAAGGCAUAAUGCGGCACCUCUAAUGCAAUGGCGAUGCAUCGUGCAAGGCAAAAUCAACUGCGAAAUUCCAUCUUCGCAACUGCUAAGCAGUUGGGCUCAAAUACCGUCCGCGGUAUACCUGCGAGCCAGCCGGUACCUCUGCUCCUGGACAGGAGGAAGCUAACGCUAGCAAGCUAGUCACCUUAGCUAGAAAGAGCGAGAGAAAGAAAAACAUCGAUUCAUCUGAACGUCAUCAACACUAUCGAUCAAAAUGAAGCCUCAAGACAUCAUCGCCUCGAAGACCAGCCUGUGGAUCUUCGGGUACGGGUCGCUGGUGUGGAAACCUGACUUUAAAUACAAGAGGAGCAAGGUCGGUUACAUUCAAGGCUACAAGAGACGUUUCUGGCACGGAGACAACUUCCAUCGCGGGAACGACAAGUCGCCCGGAAGAGUGGUGACGCUGAUUGAGGAUGAUGACGCAAGCACUUGGGGUGUGGCGUUCGAGGUGACAGGCUCUCAAGUUGAGGAGUCCCUGAAGUACCUCAACGUGCGCGAGACGGUCUGUGGCGGCUAUGCCACCAAGAUGGUGGAUUUCUUCCCCCAGGGGGAGAACCAGUCACCGGUUCAGGCACUGGUCUAUAUCGCCACCUCCGACAACCCCCUGUACCUGGGGCCGGCCAGCCCAGAGGAGAUUGGCAUCCAGAUCGCCAUGUGCAGUGGGAAGACAGGGCACAACCUGGAGUACCUGCUCCGGCUGGCCCAGUUCAUGAGGAGCAGCUGCCCACAUGUGGAAGACCAUCACCUGUUCUCCAUCGAGGCAGCAGCAGUGGCCAUGGUGUCCUAUCUGUUAAAAUCCAGUGGCUCGUACCCUUUGUCUCAUUAGCUUAUAGUGGAUAUAGACACACACACACACACACACACACACACACACACACACACAAGAUUGAGGCUUUUCAUCUGUCACUCCAGUCCACCUGUGUUGUAUGUUGUAAAAUCUAUCUCCACACUACCAUGCACUGUACUUUAAUCAACUGAAAGCUAAAAAGAAAAGGAAAUAACAUCAUAUGAUAUUAAGGGUUUGGGUUUUUUUGUUUUGUUUUUUUUUUCUUCUGAACCUUCCUGACCUCAUGUUCACAUUGUAAUGUAACAUGUCAAACCUGAUACAUGUUUGUACACCUACAAGAAGCAUGAUCACUGACUUGUUGACUGUAAAAGCAUCUGUUUUAAAGGGAACACCAACUUUUUUUUAUUUCUGUUAUUAUCAUUUGCACAGUUCAGAUUCCGUCCAGUGCAUUCAGACGGGACAGCAAUUCACUGUGGUAGUAGUCAAACCUGUUUGAAAGUCACCAAAUUGCUGCUGUGUAGACCUGUUUUGGGAAAAGUUGUUGGUGGCAUCUUUUUCCAUCAUGUAAUAACAAGCCCCAAUUAAAAACAAUUUAAAAGAACUCAUUUGUCACUGCUGUUUGAGCCUUACAGGAACUGUGAGCCAUCUUCUUCAGAACAUGAGCUAAUAAACUUUAGUGCCGUCAUCUUUUGCUGAUUUGCACAAAAAAAAAAAAAACAUUCCAUAUGACAUGUGGUUCAUAGCCUUGGAACACUUCCAAGUAAAACUUUUUACUACCUCCUUUCUUUUGUUUUUGUGGUGAGGAAAAUGCUUCCAGUGGGAUGUGUGUGCAUCCAUGUAUGGAAAAGCCACACGGGCUGAUGUGCAAAGUAAUCUAGAAAGCAUAUAGCCUUGACCAGUGGUCCAGACC
Toxotes jaculatrix (banded archerfish) is the source of this 1958-nucleotide messenger RNA. RefSeq names its product ChaC, cation transport regulator homolog 1 (E. coli) (gene chac1). Gene Ontology annotation, biological process: glutathione catabolic process. The transcript is spliced from 3 exons. Bases 476 to 1087 code for a protein of 203 amino acids. Gene Ontology annotation, cellular component: cytoplasm. The record is from RefSeq and is a predicted model, not a curated record. NCBI's taxonomy places the organism in Eukaryota, Metazoa, Chordata, Actinopteri, Toxotidae. Gene Ontology annotation, molecular function: glutathione specific gamma-glutamylcyclotransferase activity; gamma-glutamylcyclotransferase activity.